Musca vetustissima is the source of this 1303-nucleotide messenger RNA. Its product is annotated as saccharopine dehydrogenase-like oxidoreductase. The transcript has a single exon. The record is from RefSeq and is a predicted model, not a curated record. Gene Ontology annotation, biological process: glycolipid biosynthetic process. Bases 1 to 1281 code for a protein of 426 amino acids. Lineage: Eukaryota; Metazoa; Arthropoda; Insecta; Diptera; Muscidae. Gene Ontology annotation, cellular component: mitochondrion; lipid droplet; plasma membrane.
AUGGCUGCCGAACGUUUGGAUGUUAUUAUUUUUGGCGCAUCGGGAUUUACCGGUAAAUAUACAGUAUUUGAAGCUGUUUCCGUGUUGGCCGAUUUAAAAUGGGGUAUUGCUGGCCGUAAUCGCAAGAAACUGGAAGCCGUCCUCGAAGAUAUGGGAACCAAGGCAAAUAAAAAUCUCAAGAACACACCCAUUAUAAUUGCCGAUAUUGACGAUCAAAGUUCACUGUUGGAAAUGGCCAAACGUUGUCGAGUUUUGGUAAAUUGCUGCGGACCCUAUCGGUUCUAUGGUGAACCCGUUGUACGCGCCUGCAUUGAGGCUGGUACUCAUCAUGUGGAUGUAAGCGGCGAACCUCAGUAUAUGGAAACAAUGCAAUUGAAAUACCACAGAGAAGCCCAGGAGCGCAACGUGUAUGUUGUAUCGGCAUGUGGCUUUGAUUCCAUACCUGCCGAUAUGGGAAUUGUAUUUAUUGAAAAGAACUUCGAUGGUAUUGUCAAUUCGGUGGAAACCUACUUGCAAAGUUAUACAAAGGGUGGUUCUAACAGUGGUGGUGGCGCUGGCAUUCACUUUGGAACAUGGGAAAGUGCUGUCUACGGUCUGGCUCAUGCCAACGAAUUGCGUGGAAUCCGACAAAAAUUAUAUUCUGAAAAAAUGCCACGCUUCGAACCUGUGCUCAAGCAUCGUCCGUUAAUUUUCCGUUCGGAAAUUGUAAAUGGUGUAUGUCUACCAUUCCCGGGUUCUGAUCGCUCGGUUGUUAUGCGUUCGCAACGUUUCAUAUAUGAACAAGAGAAGAAGAGACCAGUUCAGAUGCAUGCAUACGUUGCAUUCGGAUCAUAUGUUACAGCAUGUUUAGUGGCCCUGGCGGCUGUGUCUUUUGGCCUAUUGGCAAAAUUCUCAUUAGGGCGCCGUCUCCUAUUGAAAUAUCCAAGACUGUUUUCUUUCGGGUUUGUGUCGCACGAAGGUCCAUCUGAAGCUGCCAUGGAACGAACUUAUUUUGCAAUGACAAUGAAAGCAUUAGGUUGGCCCAAAACCGAUAACAACAAUCCUCCAAGUGGCGCACCAACAAAAUCGUUGAUGGUUAGAGUGUCGGGUCCAAAUCCAGGCUAUGGUGCCACAUGUGUUGCCUUACUGUCUACAGCCAAAACAAUUUUGAAGGAAAACGAUAAAAUGCCUGGCACAGGUGGAGUUUUACCACCCGGCGCUGCUUUUGCCAAAACCAGUUUGAUAAGUGAAUUGGAGAAGCAUGACCAUGGCAUGAAAUUUGAAAUAUUGGCAAACAAGUGAAUUACAAAAAAAAUUAUUUUUU